Messenger RNA from Dromiciops gliroides (monito del monte), 2266 nucleotides. RefSeq names its product melanoma-associated antigen B10-like. Gene Ontology annotation, cellular component: nucleus. Lineage: Eukaryota; Metazoa; Chordata; Mammalia; Microbiotheria; Microbiotheriidae. The transcript is spliced from 14 exons. The record is from RefSeq and is a predicted model, not a curated record. Bases 257 to 2125 code for a protein of 622 amino acids.
AAGCAAGAGAGCUCGUUGCCAUGGUUACAGGAAACAGGACAGCCACACAGCUCAUGCGUCAGUGUGCAUAGAGGUUCUAAACAGGUGAUGGAUUUUGCUAGGAAGCAGAAGCCGGAAUCCCAGGAGACUGACAUGGACUGAGAGAGCAGUGAACUGAAUCGAACUGAUCUGCACCAAAAGAAACGAAUUAAAUUGAGUCCAGUGGAAUUGGAUCGAACCAAACUGAACGUUGUGCCGCAGCUCGGGAAGGGAGAAGAUGGCAGCCAAGCAGCCCCGAAGAGGCUCGGCCCGAGGUGGCGGCGCCGGAGGCCCUCAGAACGUAGGAGAGGAGAUGGAGGCAAUGAUGGAUGCCUGGCACAGGCUGGGCACCCUCACUGAUCUGCAGGGCGAUUCUGGGGGCCGGCCCCAGCGGGGCCGCUCUCGCACCCGCUGGGCUCGCUGGGCCCCAGAGGGAACCCCGCCGCCGCCAUUCGCGGCCUCCAGCGCCAGACUAGGUGCAGGCGAAGCCCUGGAGGAUGCCCGCUCUCAGGAGGAGGGGGCCUUUGGGCCUGUGGGGGCCAUGGGGGACGUGGCAGCAGCGGCGGCUGGAGCCACCUCGAGUCCCUGCCCAGACGUGUGGGGAGGUCAGCAGCUGAGGGAGAGCGAGGACAGUGAGGGGAGCGAGGCAAGCGAGAGCAGCCAGCGGCGCAGGGAGCGCAAGGCCGCGGCCGCCGCCGCCGCCGCCGCGGCCGCCCCCCCGGCCCAGCUCCUCUUCCUCGAGGCUCCCCGAGCCAUGAGCGGGAAUCCAAACUUGGCGCUCGGGGCCCGCCCCCGGCAGCCCAUGGGCGGGCGGGGCCGGGGCCGCCCGCGCGGGCGGGGCCAGAGCCGCGGGGAACUGCGCGAGGCAGGCGGCGAGGAGGCGGGGGCGGGGGCAGGCGCGAGCGCCGGCGGCCGUUGGCGGGCCGCGAGCCCCUCCCCGCCCCCCGUGACGCACCCCCUGCGCUACUCGCUGCGCUCCCGGGCCCGCGGAGUCGUGGCGGUGGGCAGCUUGGAGGAGGGCCCCUCCACUUCGGCCUUCGGGGUGGCUGGAGCCAGUGCUUUUCCGGAUCAAGAUACAGCAGAGGAGAAAAAGUCACCUAGAAAGAAGAGAGGCCCACGCAGAAAGACCUUGCAGGUUCCUCUAGAGGUGGAGAAGUCUAACAGUGAUGAAGAAAGAGAUGAGACUAGCAGGCCAACCUGCCCUGAAGAGGAAGAGGAGGAGGAAGAUGAUGAGCCUGCGGGGGCAGGUUUGGGAAACGUGCAGCAGAGGACUCAGUCCAGCAUUGAAAAGAAGGUCUGUGAGGUGGUCCAGUACCUGCUAGUGAAGGAUCAGACAAAGGUGCCAAUCAAACGAACUGAUAUUGUGAAUACCAUAAUUAAAGAAUACAAGGAAAUGACCACAGAAAUCAUCAACCGAGCUGGGCAGAUGUUGGAGCAGGUGUUUGGAAUAGAGUUGAAGGAGAUAGAUGACAAAGCUCCUGCUUAUGUGCUCCUUAACAAACUGGAGCCCCUGGAAGAUGACUGCAUGCGGCCAAAACAUGAUACAGCAAAGAUGGGGCUUCUGAUGGUGAUUCUGAGCCUCAUUUUCAUGAAGGGGAACUGUGCUAAGGAGGCUGUGGUUUGGGACAUGCUUAGGAAGAUGCGACUUGACCCAGACAAAAAGCAUCCACUCUUUGGGGAUGUGAGGAAGCUGAUCACUGAUGAAUUUGUCAACCAGAGGUAUUUGGAGUACAACCGGAUUCCCUACACUGACCCUGAGGAAUAUGAGUUUGUCUGGGGACCCAGAGCUUUCCUAGAGACCAGCAAGAUGCAGGUCCUUCGCUUCGUGGCUAAGAUCCAAAGGAGGGACCCUCGUAGCUGGGCGAUCCAAUACAAUGAAGCCCUUCGGGAGGAAGUGGCAACUGCCUCUGCCUCUGCCUCUGCUUCUCCCUCGCCCUUGGCCUUGGCCUCGGCCUCCGCCUCGGCCUACGUCUACGCCUCCGCCUCCGCCUCCGCCUCCGCCUCCGCCUCGGCUUCGGCUUCAGCUCUGGCAGAGGCCGAGUCUGAGGCUGAAUCUGAGGCCGAAGCCUGUGCCUCUGCCUCCGACUCUGGAAGUUUCCUGGAGUAGGAGAGUGGCCAGUCUGAGUGCCCCAUUGAGGUGGCAGUUCCAAAGCACAAGAAGCGUCGUUUCACACGAGCUAUGUGCACAGUAGUUAUGAAUUAGGACCCAUCCCCUCUGUAGUCCGGGUCCAAUAAACUUGCAAGUUGA